GGGAAUCCGGAUGCCUAUUCGUAGAGCAAGCAAGCCGUUUCCAGAAGAUGACCGUGUUACUUGAACUUACUUCAGAUAAGCUGACCCAGAUUCGGACGAAGAGAAUCGUUGGACUUUGAGAUUGCAACUCCCAAGUUUGCGAAGAUCGGUGAGGCAGAACUGACUUCAACUGAGUGUGUGAGCCAUCACGAUCGUCGAUCGUAUCGUUGGACUACUUCCAGCCUUCCAGGUUCCAAGGAAGAAGGAACGAACCUGCCCAGGGAUUGACUACUCAGUCUACUCUAUUGCGAAUCGGAAUUAUUCUGAAAGAGUCUGAAAGAGUGUGAAACGCUCAAUGACAUCGCAAAGGCCUACCCAUGUUCUAUUCCGCAUUCUGUAAUUUCUGUCGAGUGCGGUCGUGGAGACAAAAAGGGAUGGUUCUCGCAUCAGGCGGCAGAAGGACAGACGAGGGCAAGCUUACCCGCUCGUCAGGAUGGAAUAUUCUGAAUGGGAACAGAUUUGCCCUCAGGUGCAGAACGACCAACACCAGCACUAGGGCCGGAAGAAGCAAGAGCAGGAGCAGGAGCAGGAGCAGGAGCAGGAGCAGGAGCAGGAGCAGGAGGAGGAAGAGGAGGAGGAGGAGGAGGAGGAGGAGGAGGAGACAAGCAGAACAUAGAGCAGAGGACCAGGAGCCGAAGUGCUCUGCUGCUCCUUCCGGCUAGGGGGGGGGGGGAGGAGAGGAGCGGGGGGAAGAAGGUUCCGUCAGUCUCCGUCGCCUUCCCAUCCAAUUGCGUUACGACGAACCUUCAUGUCGCUGCAGCGGCUGCACCCAGAUUGAACUACUUCGUGUUUGUAGAGCUUCACCAGACUGAGUCCAUGUGACGUUGAGCUUCGCAACAGCGAGUUCUCGGCGGCACGCCGUUAGUCAUUUGCGGGUAUGACCGCCAGUUGACGCAAUCGCUGCCAGUGCUUUUCCAACGACUCGAGUCACUCGACCGCCGCUCUGGGAGUGUUCAUUUCGCAUGUUCUUUUGGGGAAAGGGGGGUCCAAUUGAAUGAGUUGUGACGGGUCACGUGCACGUCCAGGCUGACUCUGUCAGCAGAGUCGCAGUUGCUACCUAGUAGGUCACAAAGUGCUAUGGCUAUGUUCAGCGAAUCUGCAACAGGAUUCAGGAAGGUUCUGCAGACUGCAGUCUCUCCGCCCUUGGGGUGGGGAGAGAGUUAAAAAGUCACUGCGAAUUGCCUUUCAAAUUGGCCCUUUGGGCCUUUGCCUCUCUUCGGAUCUCGUCGUGUCCCUUUUUAACAUCUUCACCAUGUUCACAUAUACCUUAUAAAGUUACGAGUCCGUUCUACUUAGUCACAUCUGCUCCAGCCUCUCUCUCCUGUCAGUCAUGUGACCUGUGCUUUGCAAUGCGGAGUGAGUUAGACCUAAACUCAUUGCAACGCAUUGAACGCAAGCAUGCUAGCAUUCCUAGCAAUGCUAGGUGUGAUAAGUUGAUAACACUGCAACUUCUGCAAGCACUUCCCAAGUUCGGAGUCACACCCAUCUUGGCGGACUCGUCUUUUAUUCUUCGCCGAAGUUUGCCUUCUGCCUUACUGAGCUCCAUCGAUGCGGACACCGGACUGGCCCACUCCUACUUCAGAAUACGUUUGGCUCUGCCGCGGCAAAUACAUUCCCAAUUUCCCACGCAUGUGCGCAUUGAAACACACGUGGGUUUGCCAGACUGGCAGACUCACCUUCUCUCUCUCUCUCUCUCUCUCUCUCUCUCUCUCUCUCUCUCUCUCUCUCUCUCUCUCUCUCUGUGUGACCAUGACAACACAAAUGCGCCUUUCAUCCACGACGCCAGUGCAGAGAAAGUUGGGAUGUUGAACUCUCCGACUGUGUUAUUACCGUAGCAGAUUGGACCCGCGAUCUGGCGCACUUUGUCUACCGCCGAGAUUUGAAUUCAUUGAAGGCCACCGCCACCCACUCUUGUUCCUCGAGCCCAGAAUGGGGUCUUGACUCUUAAGCUCCAAGUAUAGAUGGAUUCAAAGCAAGGGCUGCUGAAUUACUUGAGGGCCGAUCAUUUUCAAGUCACUGUGUUCCCUUUCUAAGUUUCUUUGCUCGUUAACUUAUUGUUUCUUGCUUACGAGAGUUUCUUUUCUGCAUCUCUUGACCGGAAUGAAGUUGCGGGAGAUCAUUCGACGUUCGAUGUCGGAUGUGCUUUUUCUUUCCCCCUUCUGUUGUUGUCGUUUGACGACGUUUGUUGCUGUUGGAAAUUUGAAUUUGAAAAAUUCGAGCUUUUCCCCAUCCGCUGUCUUUGGACGGGAUUUAUCAUCGUCUCUCGAAACUCGAUUCGAUGCCAUUGACUCCUGGAACGCUGCCCCUGUUGCGCGAGUUUGCCCGCGGGCCCGCACUCAAAAAGUGUGCUAGAAGGCGAUUGCGGCAUCUUCAUCACAGGCUUCACAGCUGCUGCGGUUCUAUGCCUUCUACGAAUUUGCUUAGUCAGUCUUGACAGCUGCUCGACGUGCUCGUCUCGUCAUCAUGACUGCGACGAUGAUUGGUUCGUUACCGUUGGUAACUUAGUAUUAACUCAGUAACUUUUGGGGCGAGGAUAAAUCAGCGCCGCGGAGAACGAUCGGUAGGAGGGCGGAAAGUAAAACUGGAAGGGUGGGAGGCUGGGAGGCACUGCCACUGGGAGAUUGGUAAGUAACUGUUGGAAAGAAGUUGGCAUCUCAGCGGCGGGGGAUCGAUGGCUCGCAAAUGGAAGAAAUAUUGUUGUUGAUUCAUUGGAACAAUUUGAAAUGAGAUUGAGUGAAAAGGAGAGUGAAAACAUGAGGCUCGUAUGCGUUUCUCGUGGUCACCGUGGAUUAUCCGAGAUGAAUGAAAGUAUGAAUAUUAU
Chara braunii is the source of this 2860-nucleotide messenger RNA. The record is from the annotation of a GenBank genome assembly. Lineage: Eukaryota; Viridiplantae; Streptophyta; Charophyceae; Charales; Characeae.